This is a messenger RNA of Tupaia belangeri chinensis (Chinese tree shrew), 2514 nucleotides long. RefSeq lists its product as uncharacterized. NCBI's taxonomy places the organism in Eukaryota, Metazoa, Chordata, Mammalia, Scandentia, Tupaiidae. Gene Ontology annotation, molecular function: RNA-DNA hybrid ribonuclease activity; aspartic-type endopeptidase activity; nucleic acid binding. Gene Ontology annotation, biological process: proteolysis. The record is from RefSeq and is a predicted model, not a curated record.
AUGAAAGCAAGUAAGUAUUUCUGGACCACUAAGAGAACGGUGGACCUUGGAGAAGGCAAGGUAUCCCACUCAUUCAUGGUGAUUCCUGAGUGCCCCUAUCCAUUGUUGGGCAGAGACUUAUUAACAAAACUGGGUGCCCAAAUUCACUUAGAUCCAGGGGGUGCUAAAGUCCUCAGUAAGUCUGGACACCCUAUACGUGUCCUCACUGUCAGCUUGGAAGAUGAGUACCGACUGCACCAGCUCCCACAAGACCCCCCCCCCAUACCGGACAUGGCACAAUGGCUGGCUGAAUUCCCCAGCACAUGGGCGGAAACUGGGGGAGGUGGUAUUGAUGCACAUCAGUCAUCAGUAUUCAUAGAACUUAAACCAGGGGCAGACCCAGUCCGAGUGUGCCAAUAUCCCAUGUCCCUAGAGGCCCGAGCUGGCAUCAUCCCUCAUAUUUGCUGGCUGCUGGAGCAGGGAACAUUGGGGCCUUGCCAGUCACCUUGGAAAAUGCCACUCCUGCCUGUUAAAAAGCCUCACUCCAAUGAUUAUCAACCUGUGCAGGACUUGAGAGAAGUCAAUAAGAGAGUAAUAGACUUUCACCCAACAGUGCCCAACCCAUAUACUCUCUUUAGCUCUGUGCUUCCAACUCAUCAUUGGUGCACUGUCCUAGACCUAAAAGAUGCCUCCUUUAGCCUUCCUCUAGCACCUAAGAGCCAAGAAUUCUUCACCUUCAAGUGGUCAGACCCCGAGCGUGGAUUCAAUGGACAAUUAACUUGGAAAUGCUUGCCUCAGGGCUUCAAAAACUCGCCUACUAUCUUCGAUGAAGCCUUGCGUGAAGAUUUGGGUGAGUUUCGAGCCAUGCACCCUGAAAUUGUAUUGUUACAGUACAUAGACAACCUGCUAGUAGCAGCCAAAACCCAGCAGGACUAUCUACAGGGCACUUGUGCUCUGCUCAACACCCUUAGAAGCCUUGGAUACAAGGCCUCAGCCAAAAAGGCCCAAAUUUGUCAGCUAAAGGUAAGAUACCUGGGGUACGAGCUUGAAGGCAGACAGUGCUGGCUGACUGCUGCCAGGAAGGAGACCGUGCUAAAAAUCCCUAGGCCUUCCUCUCCAAAACAGGUGACAGAAUUCCUGGGAUCUGUGGGCUUUGGCCGGUUAUGGAUUCCUGGGUUUGUGGAAUUGGCUAUGCCCCUCUAUGAAGCGACCAAAGAAAGCCAGGGCACAUUCGUCUGGACAAAGCGAAUGGAACAAUCUUUUAACCAAAUCAAAACUGCUUUCUUCUUGACACCAGCCCUUGGUUUGCCCAAUGUAACUAAACCAUUCCACUUGUUUGCGGGUGAAAAUAAGAUUAUUGCAAAUGGAGUCCUAGUCCAACCCUUAGAACCCUGGAAAAGGCCUGUAGCCUAUCUUUUUUUAAAAAAAUUAGAUUCUGUUGCAGCAGGUUGGCUUCCCUGUCUCUGAAUAAUUGCAGCCACCACCCUUAUGAUCAAGGACGCUAAUAAAUUGACCUUAGGGCAAGAACUUUACCUCUCUACCCUUCACGCAAUUGAGGGAAUUAUUUGGCAGCCCCCCAAACAAUGGCGAAGCAAUGCCCACCUUGUUCAUUAUCAGUGUCUCUUACUAAACCCUGCGACCUUGCUGCCAGAUCCAGCCCUUGACACUCCCCUCCACAACUACACUGAAAUCCUCACACAGGUUCAUGGAGGCCGACCUGACUUGAGAGAUCAGUCCUUGCCAGAUGCAGAAAUGACCUGGUGUCUGGAUGGGAGCAGUUUUGUGUUGAAGGGACUGAGGUAUGUGGGGGCAUCAGUGGUGUCAGAGCGGGAGAUUUUAUGGGCAGAGCCUCUACCAGUGGGGUCAUCAGCCCAGAAGGUUGAACUGAUAGCCUUAACCAAAGCUUUAACCCUGGGCAAAGACAAAAAGGUCAAUUCAUACACCAACAGUCGCUAUGCCUUUGCAACCACUCACAUACACAGGGCCAUAUACCAGGAACGAGGCCUCUUGACUGCAGAAGGAAAAACUAUAAAAACCAAGACCGAAAUCUUGGCACUGUUGGCUGCCAUUUGGUUCCCCAAAAAGCUGGCCAUCAUUCAUUGUCCUGGUCACCAAAAGGGCAAUUCCCCAGUCACCAGGGGUAAUAACCUGGCCAACUACAUGGCCAGGGAUGUAGCCCUAAAAGUAAUAGUUUUUGUGGCCCAGACACCAGACCCUGGUGGCCUAGUCCUCCCUGACCAACCCCAGUAUACACUGGAAGACCUUACAUGGAUAAAGGGCCUGCCCUCAGCCUACAAUCUCCACAGAUGGUGGAAGUCUCAAGAUAAUAAAGUGAUCCUCCCAGAGGCCCUCAGUGACCAAAUCUUAUCUAAAAUCCACCGAACCCACAUGGGCACUAGAAAGAUGCAAGAACUCCUUCAACAUGCUCACAUUCUCAUAAAAGGCACCAACUCAACGACUAAAACUAUUGUGCACCACUGCAAUGCCUGUUGGUUGACCAACAUUUCCAAACCCCAGAGACAGCCUGGCUCAUGA